Molecule: messenger RNA, 1337 nt
Organism: Magallana angulata
Lineage: Eukaryota; Metazoa; Mollusca; Bivalvia; Ostreida; Ostreidae
Exons: 4
Coding region: 1-798 (265 amino acids)
Source: RefSeq, a predicted model, not a curated record
AUGAAACGGCGACAUUCUUUUGACGAAUUUUGUGCUGAGGAAAGCAUAAGGGUCAAAAGAAGGAAAACAAGACGGGGAAAGAAAGGUGGGAGGAGACAUUGUCCACGUGUGUCCCCCGCUCUCUUCCCUGACUCUCAGACCGGCCAGUCUGCGUGUGAUGCAACAAACCUCUCUCAGUGCAACAUGGACACUGUUGACAAAGAUCGUGUUGCAAGAGACUAUGCAAUCUAUCAACCCAUAAACAUUUUUAAUGAGAGUGAUGCAUUAAACUUUGCACAAGACGUGUCACAUGUUGCUGGCGAUACAAUUGCUGCACAAAAAUCGCAACAAGACUUUCAAAUUGACAUUGGUACAGUCAGAGAAAGUGACGAUAGUGUAGUCACGCUAUCACAGGAGGAUCUUCUCGGGGUGUUGCAUGGACUAAAUAGCACAUACAACCUGGCAGAAACUGCCCCCGAGGAUCAACCUUUUCAAGUGGUUAUGGACGGUUCCUCCAUGUACCUCGUCGGCCCGCAAAACCAACUGUACCUCUCAGUGGGCCCUCAAACUGGAGAUGCCAUCACGCCAGACUCACAACUGCUGUGCACAAUAGAACCGACCACUGACCAAGUCUGCCAUUCCCCCGACAAUCUCGGCUACUCCCAUUAUGCUACAAUGGAUAUUGACCGAAGGGAAGCUCAUUUGCUAAAAUAUCCGACUCACCUGCUUGAAUGGUCAGAGCGUGUCAAGUUCAGCCAUACACGAAAAUGGAAGCAGUUAGAAUACCACGCACCCGACUACAGCAAAUUCUGUUCAUGAAGAGCCACCUUGCAGACAACGCUUUCUCUGUUUUUGUUGACUGUUUUACCAUUCUUCUAUAUGGCAAUGUUCAUAUCUUGCAGAACGUUAGAAGAUUUUUUAACAAACUUUUUGAAACUGAAACUCUCGCCAUCCAUAAUUGUGUUCGCCUGAUUUUUGCAUGGCGUCUAAACGUGGCGCUGGACGUCUUUAGUACCAGUACUAGUGCUAGCAUCAUGGACUUAUUCGCUUAUUGCCAUGCAGUGGACUGUUUGAUAUACUUUUUUAAGCGCAUGCAUGAAUCAUUUGUACAUGUUUUGUUUUUCUUAGUUAAUUUUAGUUAAUUAAGGAGUGUCUUCGCACAGACCUUCUGGCUUCAUAAUUAUUUUUUUGAUUUGAUAGUGUAUUCGGAAAUGAUUAGCGCAAUUUUCAAAAUGUUGGGGUUCCUUGACCUCACACAACACUGUCAUAACUUACACUGUACGCUGGUUUCCUGAUAUUAUGAAACGCACAUCAGAAACAUCCGUAGAUAUGUAGAUACAUGUAUACUCAUCCUGAUU